This is a messenger RNA of Passer domesticus (house sparrow), 5468 nucleotides long. RefSeq names its product fibronectin type III and SPRY domain containing 2 (gene FSD2). Bases 1923 to 4301 code for a protein of 792 amino acids. The record is from RefSeq and is a predicted model, not a curated record. Gene Ontology annotation, molecular function: protein binding. Lineage: Eukaryota; Metazoa; Chordata; Aves; Passeriformes; Passeridae. The transcript is spliced from 15 exons.
GACCGAGACAGAGGCGGGGCCAGGGCGGCCCUCACGGCGGGAGUGGGAAAUGAGCAGGGCCGUAGGGAAAGGGCGAGAGGCGGCCCCGGGAAAGGCUGUUUGUCACCGGAUCGUGGCUCGGCACGGCACGGGUGGGGUUGUGCUGGGAGGUGACCCCGCAGAUCGCGUUCCCACCCCUCUGCCAUGGGCACGGGCUCCUUCCUCCAGGCCCGGUUGCACAGAGCCCCAUCCAGCCUGGCCUGGGCACCUGCAGGGAUGGGGCAGCCACACCUUCCCUGGGCAACCAGUGCCACCCUCACGGCGGUGAAGAAUUUCUUCCCAAUAUGUAAUCUAAAACUACUCUCAAUUUGAACCCCUUCCCCCUUGUCCUGCCAGUACAUGCUCUUGCAAAUAAUCUCGCCCCAUCUUCCCUGUGUGUUUCCUCGGUAGUGGAAGGAGAAAGUUUUGUGAAAUAAGCACACACAGCCCCGCGUUUGAGCCGCUGCCUGAGGGGCAGUUUUCCUCCCUGCCAUCAUUCCUGUGGUCCUCACAAAAGUUCAUGAGCUGUUGCUUUCUCCAAAGCCAGGCUAACCCCACACUCCUUCCCCACACUCCUUCCCCACAUUCCUUCCCCACACUCCUUCCCCACGCUCCUUCCCCACACUGCCUUGAGCCAGAACCUGAGCCCUGUGCCCACAAACAGCCAGGGGUGCUUGUCCUGCACCCAGCUCAGCCCCGAGGACACCACGCUUUGUAUCAAUGCCACCCAAACGCCGCCUCACGGGCACCGAGGGGAGCCAAGGGCAGCGGGGUGGUGGAGCAAGAGCAGUGUCACUGCUCUCUUAUUCAGGCCCUGUGGCCAAGGCAGAAUGUAAUUAACUAUUCAAAUGUUACAGUCCAGUCUUUGGCAGCAAAGCUGAUGCUGUUAAUUUUUUUAGAAAUUAAGGCCUGUAAGGUAGCGUAGCUUAAUACAAACCAAAAAUAAGCUCUCGUUUGAAAAAUUAACCAAAUCUGUCAGGCAGCAUGAAUGUUAACGUUUCAGCAAGGGCUGCGUCACUUAUGUGGAACCACUUCUUCUCUAAUCUCACAGAUGAGAGAAGCACUGUUAGCAGUAAUGAGAUCGUGCCUACAUGGGCAAUUAACUUGUGAUUCCUCACCAAACAGCAAACAAUUGCACUGCUAGAAAAGUGAGGAAAUGACACCGAGAUAAUUGGAAAAGGAGGAAAAAACAGAGCUGUGUCAAGAUCUAAUAGACAUUGUCCCUUGUGGCAUCCCCUGAGCUAAAGCCAUAUAUAAUUCAACAUUCUCAAACGUGCUUAAAAAUCUACUGCCAGCAGGGCUGGCUCGGUAGCGUGUUCACAAGCAGCAGCCUGAGUGUGCUGGGCAGCUGUGGGUUUGAGCAGAUUCACAAAGCUCAAGUGCUACAGCAGUCACAACAAUCAGUGGUAAUACACAGCCUGUUUUUUAUCAGGUAGACCCCUGCUGAACAGACUGCAGAGAUAUGUUCCUGUGAAAACCUCCCUAGUGGCAUCGUCUGCUUUCUUCACCAUAAUUAGCUUUCCAGAGGUCUAACAUAAACACGCAGGCCCCAUAAAAAAAGCUCCUGCUAAUUUGAGAGGACUUUGCCAGACACUCUGCCUAACACCCCAGCCUUGGAAAUCACACCCAGAGGCAAUGAAUGCUCUCUGCAGCCUUUAUUAAUGCCACCUCCAAAAGUGAGAGCGUACUCUGGCUUCAGUGAGGGCUCUCUGUGACCAUUCAAAGUACUUCAGAGCCCGUUCUCAGCGUGUGACAUUCAUGCUGGUGACACUCAAGCAGCACGCUGCUGAAGGACAGCCGGGGCACAUCUAUAUUUGUGCCAUUGCUCAUUGCUGGCAUGCCCCUAUCUGAGCAAGGAGGCAGGCUUGAGACUCAUCAUCUCAAAAGCCUCCCUGAGGAUACCAAUGUCAUCCAGAUCUGGCACCACGAGAGACUAUGAGACUAGCGGCCAGUCACGACAUCAUUCGGCUUCCCCACCAGUCCCAGAGUCUAGUGACACUGAGGCUGAAGGUCUGAUCUUUUAUCACAUGGAUCUUUAUGGAUCAAAGGAGAGGUUUGAUAUCUUUCCUGAAGAGCUCUCUGGUCGAGGAGACAGAUCUCUGGGUGAUACGAGACAGGAACCUGCAUUGAGUAGUGAAAAAGUUCCGCACCCACAAGAAGUUGGCUAUGACUUGGAAAAGGAGGUUGCAGAGUUGGCUAAGAUGUAUGGACUUGAUGAGGAUAGAGAAAAAGAGCUUGAGCUUCUUGAAGGACAUCUGGAGAAGGUGGAGAGCAGAUGGCCACCAGCUCGCCCAGAAAAAGCAGGAUUACAAGGCUCCAUAUAUAACAUAUCAAAAAGCAGCUCUUCAGUGAAAGAGCCAAGUCAAAGCACAAAGCAACAAGGACUUCCUGAUGAGGCUUCUCAAGGUGAAAAUCAGAGCAAAGGCAGAGCAGAUGAUGAGGCUGAGAGCAGCAUAUGGUCCAGAGGGGGGCUAAGCAGUGGUGGCAUGUCAGACGAGUGGAACAGUCAGGCUGUCAGUGAGGAGGAGGGGGAGGAGGAAGAGGAAGAAGCAGCAGAUGUUUUUUGUUCCACCUGCAAGAUACCAAUCCGAGCUUUUGACAAACUAUUUGGUGAACACAAGGAUCACGAGGUUGCUCAGCUCCCCAGAGCUGUGGAAAGUGAAAAGGAGGAGAUCCAUAAAAACAUGUGCAAGUUGGAAGAACAGAUUGCUCACAUGGAAAAUGUUGCCAGCCAUUUGGAGGAAAUCUUCAUCACUGUAGAGGAAAAUUUUGGGAGGCAGGAGCAGAACUUUGAGGUGCAUUACAAUGAUGCAGUGCAAGUGCUCGCUCAGAAGUAUGAAGAGCAGCUGGAAGCACUGGGAGAAGAGAAGAGGCAGAAGCUGGAAGCUCUGUAUGAGCAGCUGGUCAGUUGUGGGAAACAUCUUGAUACCUGCAAGGAGCUGACAGAUGAAACCCAGGAGCUUUUCCUGGAAAAUGACAAAGCUGAAUUUAUGAAGGCAGCAGUAACCAUGGUUGACAGGCUGGAAGAAUUCUUAAAGAAAGAAGUGGAUUUAGAGCUUUCAACGCUGCCAGACUUUGAAGAGCGGGUCAUAGAUGUCUCUGAAGUUGAACAACUAAUGAACUCCAUUAAUGCUAUUCCAGCUCCCUGUGCCCCUGUGAUCAAUCCCCAGGCUCCCAAUGCAGCAACUGGCACUUCACUGAGAGUUUGCUGGGGCCUCUUCUCGGAUGACACUGUGGAGUGCUACCAGCUGUGCUACCAACCUGUGAGCAAUGAGAGGCACAGUGAUGGGCAAGCAGAGCACACACUAAAAGUCAAAGAAACAUACUGCACCAUUACUGAUCUGUUGCCAAACACACAGUAUGAAUUUUGGGUCAGUGCUUUAAACGCCUCUGGCAUCAGUCCACCAAGUGAAAGAGCAGUUUAUGUAACAGCUCCUUCACCACCAAUCAUAAAGAAUAAAAAGAUCCGAAGCUGUGAAAAUGCAGCACUGGUGUGCUGGGAAUCCAGAGACCUUAACCCUGUUGAUUCCUACACAGUUGAAUUGUCCAAGCUGACAGAUGAAGAAAAUGAUGAUAUUAUUACUGAAUCUAUUGUUGGGAUCCCUAACUGUGAAGUCCUAAUUCACCUCCAGCCAGCACAAAAGUAUCACAUCUGUGUCAGAGCCCAAAACCUGGGUGGCUCCAGUGAAAGAAGUGAACCUGUCCUGAUACACACCACAGGCACCUGCUUCUACCUUAAUGAGGACACAGCCCAUCCUUUACUGGCAAUUCUAGAUGAUGGAUUUACCAUUUCAUGUGAUGAACUGGAAAACCCAGAGUGUGAUCUGCCUGUCUAUGAUAACAGCUUUACAAGAUGUAUUGCCAUCCUGGGCAGUCUGAUCCCAUUUCCAGGAAAGCAUUACUGGGAGGUGGAAGUUGAGGAAGAUACAGAGUACAGAAUUGGUGUGGCUUUUGAGAACACUCCAAGACAUGGUCACCUGGGGGCAAACAACUCAUCCUGGUGCAUGAGGCACAUCAUCACACCCUCAAGGCACAAGUAUGAAUUCCUGCACAGUGGGAUGACACCUGACAUCAGAAUUACUGUUCCCCCCAGAAGGAUUGGUAUCCUGCUGGACUAUGAGAACUGCAGACUGUCAUUUUUCAAUGCAGAUAUUGCCCAGCACCUUCACACAUUCAACUCACACUUCCAGCAUUAUGUCCACCCCUGCUUUGCACUGGAAACACCUGGUAUCUUAAGGAUACAUACUGGAAUUACAACACCCUCAUGGACUGCCCUGCCAUAGCCUGUGUUCUGCAGCUACCACACCCAUGUGUAACCUGCCCUGAGCAAUGCCCUCUUCCAGCAUUAACUGCACCACCAUACUCCCUGUGCACCAGCUGUUUCCCCCAAUAAGAGCAAAGUGACCCUGACCCAGACCACCUGCCAAGCCUGAGUCCUUAGUUUACAUCCUCUUGGGAAGGAUCUUUGAAAAAGCCACUGUGGUAACAAGAUCCAUCAGGAUCCCAGAAUUCUCAUUAGAAAUGGACACCUUCCUUCUCAGAGGUGACACUGUCACCCCACAGCAGUGGCAGCUGGAUCACAGGUUCCCCCAACAGCCACCUGAAGCCUAGGGAACUCCCCAGUUCCAAAGAAUUGCUAAUUCUACUUCUGAGUCUACUCAAAAGCUAAGAACUCAAAGAAAAACAAAAAUAGCAAAAGGCAUAAUCACUGUACAGCUGCUGGAGCUGAAAACACUCCAGCCAUGAAGCUGAUCUCCCAAUCAAGUGUUCUUGUUGCUACAUGAAGUCUGUGACUCAAGUUAAUCAGAUACGCCUCCCCUGUGUGUGAACUGUUAGUGCCUACCAAGUGAGGCUUUCUGGAAUACCCAAGCCUGCACUCCAGUCUCAAAUUUAAGCCAUUUUUACAGAAUGCUUCUCACUCAUUCAAAAAGAAUAGACAGGCUUUUUGCAGUGCUUGAUUGUCCUUAUAGAAAAACCUAAAGCAACACUUUUAGCUUUGCUCUUUUUAGCUAUGCUCGCCUCCACUUGGGUGUACCCUCCCUCCACACUCACAGAUGUGUUCUCCCCCUCAGCAUGGAAGAAUUCCACUCCAUGCUGUGCCCUAGAAGCUGUGGGUGUCCAGUGAGGCUGGAAGGACUCUGGCCCAGCACGCAGCUGAGAUAUUCUUGUUUGGGUUUCAUUUCCAGACAUCAAUCAAGACAGGCCCUGACUGUCAAGCAGGCCUGGCCAGCUCUGAACAGCCUCAUCCAUGUAUGUCAAAACUACCUGAACUCAAUCAAGAAUCAUUAACAGAGAAGCUUUUCCAGAGAUUUAUUGCACAUUCUUUACAAAAAUCCUUGGUUCAAGUUUCCAUUCUAGGGAAUCACCAGGAACAAGCAGUGGCCUCUACAAUAUGCAGGGUCUCUACAAAUAAAUGCCACUGGCAAAACUAAAGAGAUUUUACAUAGAAC